Lasiodiplodia theobromae is the source of this 4095-nucleotide messenger RNA. Its product is annotated as Camk camkl gin4 protein kinase. The record is from RefSeq and is a predicted model, not a curated record. The coding region runs from base 1 to 4095 and encodes 1364 amino acids. The transcript has 3 exons. Lineage: Eukaryota; Fungi; Ascomycota; Dothideomycetes; Botryosphaeriales; Botryosphaeriaceae. Gene Ontology annotation, cellular component: cytoplasm. Gene Ontology annotation, molecular function: protein serine/threonine kinase activity; ATP binding. Gene Ontology annotation, biological process: protein phosphorylation; intracellular signal transduction.
AUGGACCACCCCGGUCGCGCCGCGCGCUACAACUCCCAGAAGUCACGCAAGCCUCUGACAGACGCAACCUCGCGAGCCAACGCGUCAACUCCACCGUCGCGCAACACGAAAGUCGCGUCACAGCAUGGCUACGCCCAGCAGCACCUCCCCCACAACGAGUCGAUACUGCCUCAAGGUAAUACCUUAACCGUCCACCACCCCGGCGCCACAGUCGAGAACAAGCACCUAUCGAAUGUCGUCAAAGGCGAUGGCAGGGCCACCAACCGCGAUUCGACAAUCUCGACCGCCUCAACCCAUGCGAGCAGCAGUAGCCGUCGUAAGACGCACAUCGGGCCAUGGCAGCUUGGCAAGACCAUUGGCGAGGGAGGAUGCUCGCGCGUCAGGGCAGUCAGGCACAGCGUCACGGGCCAGCUCGGCGCGGCAAAGAUCAUCUCCAAAAAGACUGCAGACAAGGUCAAGGCUCAGAGCUUGCUCAACCUGUACAAGUCCGCUGAGACGGACCCAAAGCUUGCUGCACACAUGAAAGCCAUGCCUUUUGGCUUGGAGCGCGAGAUAGUCAUCAUGAAGCUGCUAAACCACUCCAACAUUGUCAAGCUAUUUGACGUUUGGGAGAAUCGUAGCGAACUAUACCUUAUCAUGGAGUACGUCGAGGGCGGAGAACUCUUCGGAUAUAUUGAUGAGAAUGUUGGUCUUCCUGAAAUGGAGACAGUCUACAUCUUCCGCCAAAUUGUCGCUGCCCUGCUUUACUGUCACCGUAUCAAAAUCCACCACCGUGAUUUGAAGCCUGAGAACAUCCUCAUCGACGCUGAGAACUUGACGAUCAAGCUCGUCGACUUUGGUAUGGCCGCCCUACAGCCGGAGGGAAGGUGGCUCAGUACACCAUGUGGAAGCCCUCACUAUGCUGCGCCGGAAGUCAUUCGCUACAAGCAGUACGACGGGGGACAGGCGGACGUGUGGAGCUGCGGUGUCAUUCUCUAUGUCAUGCUCACUGGACAGCCUCCCUUCACGUACAAUGAUCGCCAGGACUUGACGCACUUGUUCAAGAUAAUCGCUCAAGCUAGGUAUGUUAUGCCCGAUGGGCUGAGCGAGGAGGCCCAGGACCUCAUCAGCAAGAUUCUUGUGCCCGAUCCCCGCCGCCGCAUCAACAUCGAAGGUGUUUGGAAGCACCCUUUCCUUCACAAAUAUGACGCAGAGUUUGGUUUUGAUGAAGAGACGGACAAAGACAUUUGGAACGGCCCCAAACCUCGCAUUAGUCACUGGGAUCUUCGCUACCAAGAGGACCUUGACAGGGAGACGUUGCGUAACAUGCGCUGCCUUUGGCACAGCGAGUCGGAAGACACCAUUGUGCGAAAGCUGUUGAACCACGAGGCUAACCAGGAGAAAUUCUUCUACAACUCUCUACAAAAGUACAAGGACCAGCAGCUGGAGCAUUGGCCUGGAGAGCCUGAGAUUUCUUACUCGGCGAGCGACUACCACCAUCUCGCCCGGCCCAGUCAGCCGCCUCCCGUGCCGCACGGCCGCACCAAAUCUCAGUACUCUAUCCUCAACGAUGAGCAUCUGCAGGCGGCAAACAGCUUCCAGCAGCCUCCUCCGUCCGAGCAAAGCUACGAUCCUUUCCGUGCGUCUAGGGAACCUUCGUUGGCGAACAAGGGUAAUUACAUGAACGUGACGGUCCACCGUGGCAGUACAGCUGCGAGUGGGCAUUCCAGCGGACACCGGAAGCGCAGGUCAUCGGUGGCUUUGAGUAGCAACCAUGGACGCGGCAGUUCCCUGCGUGUUGACACCCUGAAGAAAUCCGGUUGCCGCCACUCCGGUCUCCCUAUCAUAGACUCACGUGGCAGCUCCAGGAGGGGGUCCGUCGUUUCUCCUGCUGCGCGCCACAGGAAGUCUCUGUCCAAGUCCUCGACGAACAGUUCGGUCUGGGCGAGCUCACCGCCUAUAGUUGUGAGACCGAGCAGCUCGCACAAGCGCGGCGUUAGCUUCGCGCACCUUCGCAGGAGUUCCACAGGCAGCCGUCUUACUGUUACGGAGGCUACCUCGGCGCAGGGCACACCUGAGCAACGCAAACACCCGCAGGAGGCCGCUACGCAGAAGCAGCAGCAGGAGCCUAUCCCGGCUCUUCCCAGUACCCCUGUUCAGGCAUCUACCCCUCCUGCACCUUCCAGCGCUGUCCUGAAGAGCAAUAAACAUCGCAUCAAGGUCAAGGCUCCGGAGACCCCCGGCCGUGCCAUCGAUGGUGAGGUCCGGAAGGCGAGUGUCGAGCUCGAAAAGGCUCUUGAUGAAGCUUUCAACCGUACUUCAGUCAGCUCCAGCGUCCGGACGUCCUCCGAAAGGCCGACACCUUACGAGUAUGAGACACCCCCAUCGUCAGUUUCCUAUCGUGGCUCCGGUGCUUCGGCCUACACCGCAGAUGCGCAGGCCCUGAGGCAGACUGAUACACAGCGCCCGCUGCCUCCCCUUCCACCGGAGGCCACUCACGACUCACCCAACACCUACCUCGCCCGUGAGCUGGCUGAGACCCGUGAACGCCUUGCAGCACGCUUCGCGUUGGAGGGUGGCGAGAACAUCGCCAACUACAACGAAGUUCUUCAAUCUCUCGAUCGUCUGUUGCACCCGUCGCGUCCAACUUCAGCUGAUGCAAACCAACGCUCGGUUUCUGCACCCCAACAGUCGCCGCAGCAUCCUCGGCUUUUGCCGAUCAUCUCAGAGGAGGGGAAAAGCACUCCUGAUGCAAGCCCGCAUGUUGGGACGCCCAACUGGCGCAGCGCAACUCGUGCUGCUACGGACCCGGUAACUCAGGCACAUGACAAGUAUUAUGGGAACCAGACUAUCCGCAUUGUAGAUGCCAGUUCUCCUGCUGCUACUGGCCCGCACGUUCAGCCCCUCAAUAUCCGGAAGAAGAGCAGUGGCAGCACACUCGCUCAGGCUGCUGCUUCUGCUACGCCGACCCCUACGCGCCCGUAUCACGUCGACUCAUUCAGCCCGGCUACCCCUAGCCCUGUUCCUCCGUUAAGCCACAAGCCCAGCCUUACUAUCGAGAUUGAUCAGACGCCAUCGCCGUUCGUUCACCGUGACUCUUUGGAUGCUGCGACGCAGACGACUCCCUUGCAGACUCCGGUUUCGGCUUCCAGCACAAGCACUACAGCCAAGGACGAGAAAAUUACGAAGAAGCGUAGUUGGUUCAAGCGCCGCGUCAGCGAUAGAGACCAAACGGAGCAGCAGAACCCUGGCGAUUACGCCCGUAGGCCCAGGAUCCCAGAGGCAUGGCAGGGUCUGGACGAUCGUCUGGACAGGCCGAAGCCGCGCGCCUUUUCAUCAUACACUAAGCAGGACAGAAAACCCUCGACCGGCAGCACCAGCUCGAACAGCGAAUUUCCUCUGCGUGACUCCGAGAAGGAGAAGAUAGACAAGCUUGCUGGUCUCAGAAAGAACCUGGCCUCUUUGUUCGGCAAGAGGGUCCCGGAGAAGAAGAGUCGUGGCUCCCUGAUGUUGAUGCCCUCUAACUACUCCGCGAGCUCUCUUCCGUCUUCUGCGUUCUCAUUCGGCGAUGACUUUGACCCGUCCGUGCCGCGCUACACCGAGGGUCAGAACUGGCUUUCUCGCUUUUUGCACAUCAAGCCUGCGACCAGGGUCAUCGUUUUCCAGGUCGGCCGUGGCCGCGUUCGGCAGGAGAUCGUCCGUCUUCUACGCGAUUGGAAGCGGUUUGGUGUGCGGGAUGUCAAAUUUGACCGCUCCACGAACAUUAUCCAGGCCCGUGUUGACAAGACCAACCGUGAGUACCAUCUUCCAGCCAAGGCACCUGCAAAACUCAAGGGAUACUAUGAAAUACUUGCCAACACCUCUCUUUGUGCUAAUUCAGGCAUACCUCAUCCAGAGCUCCAGAUGAAGCCCGUCGCCUUUACCGCCGAGCUUUUUACGGUUCUCCAGCAAGGACGCCGCGCGCAACUCUGCGUGGGUCGCUUCACUCAGACUCGUGGAGCUGCCAGCAGCUUCCGCAAGGUUGUCGAUAUCCUCGAAGAUGUCCUCAAGGGCAAGGGCAUCAUCAUCGAAGACGAGGCCCGUGCUCGCGAGGUAGCCGCCAUAUUGGGUGGUUAA